CUGAAAAAUAGAGCUUAAAAAGAGUGGGAUGUGAGAAGAGACUUAUCCUGCGGGGUCUGCAAAAUGUCUGGAAAACCAGUCUGUGUUGGUGAUUUUGAACAAUACGCCAAGAGAGUUCUUCCAAAAGCAGUGUACGACUAUUACCGAUCAGGAGCAGACAAUCAACAAACAUUAGCAGAUAAUGUAGCAGCAUUUUCAAGAUUGAGGCUGUACCCACGGAUGCUCAGGGAUGUGUCUGUUAUGGACCUGUCCACCUCUGUCUUCGGGCAGAAAAUCAGCAUGCCAAUAUGUGUCGGAGCAACUGCCAUGCAGCGCAUGGCUCACGUGGAUGGAGAAACAGCUACCACCAGAGCUUGCAGGUCGCUGGGGACAGGGAUGAUGCUCAGCUCCUGGGCCACCUCCACCAUCGAAGAAGUUGCCCAGGCGGCUCCUGAUGGCCUUCACUGGCUGCAGCUUUAUAUCUACAAGGACCGGGAGGUCACCAGGUCACUCGUGCAGCGUGCUGAGAGAGCAGGCUACAAGGGAAUCUUUGUGACGGUGGACACGCCACUCCUUGGCAAGCGCUUUGACGACGUACGCAACAAAUUCCAGCUCCCCCCGCACCUCAGAAUGAAAAAUUUCAACACCGACAAUUUGGCAUUUUCCUCUGAGAAAGGCUACGGUGAAAAUAGUGGACUGGCUGUUUAUGUAGCCCAAGCGAUUGAUCCGUCCAUCAAGUGGGAGGAUAUUAAAUGGCUCAGAGGACUAACAUCUCUGCCGAUCGUCGCGAAAGGAAUUCUCCGAGCUGAUGAUGCUAGAGAAGCUGUGAAGCACGGUGUGGAUGGGAUCCUGGUGUCAAACCAUGGUGCGCGCCAACUGGAUGGUGUGCCAGCAACUAUUGAUGUCUUGCCGGAAAUUGUUGAGGCUGUGGAAGGGAAGGUAGAGGUGUUCCUGGAUGGCGGAGUGAGAAAAGGCACGGAUGUUCUCAAGGCAUUAGCUCUUGGUGCCACAGCAGUGUUCAUUGGAAGACCUAUCAUCUGGGGGUUGGCUUAUCAGGGUGAAGAAGGGGCAAAAGAAGUUCUCCAGAUGCUGAAGGAAGAAUUCCAGCUAGCAAUGGCACUUUCUGGAUGCCGGAGCGUGAAAGGGAUUGACACGACAUUGGUACGAAGAACUUCCCCUGCUGCGUCCAAGAUUUAGCACAAAAAAGGUGUGGCUCUGGACAAAGCCACCCUAUUCACUGUGGCCAGCUUGUUCUGUUUGGGCCCCGUCAUGAAACCCUUUCUUAGGAGAGUAGCCCUAUUGGUUUAUAGGGGGCUACUUCUGAAAGAAAUACAUGGGCCAGGUUUUCCUCAGUGCUCAGCACCCCACACUAGCUCCUUAAAAGGAGCAGAGCACUUGUGAAAAUCUGGCCCCUGGUGCGAAUAAGGGUGGCAAGAGUGGGCCCUAAUUCUCUCCCGGUGCACACAAUUGUAGUUGUUGUCCAGCUAACCAGAAACUGCUGACUUUUCAAUAUGUGUCCAGAUGCGAAGAACUUUUCUCAGAUGUUAACAUGCAUGUCUGGAAGUAGCUUAGCUGUUAAAACGAAACUAUAAACAGAAAUGUUUUGAUAGCAAACAACUACCAAAAUAUCAAAGUUUAAAGGAUACCUCUUGUUCACUGUUUAUAGAAGCUACACUUCAGAUUGUCCAGAUUAAAUAUUCCUUUCGUAUCAACAUGGCAUCGUUUCCCCUAGCAACUACAUGACUGUGUAAACAGUGUAGGCUGGGAGCUGUGUAAGUAUCUUGGGGGCUUUUGAGAUGCAAGGGAUUGUACAGCCAAUCCGGAGUUUGGAGGUUCACAGUCUUAACUGACACAAAUCUCUUUGCACUUAAAUUAUAAUAACAUAUGAAUACCGACCAUAAGCCAGAUCCUCAGAUGGUAGAAUUCCAUGUAGUCCGAGUGACUUGAACACCAGCAGGAGUUCUGCUAUAUUUUUACUUUAAAAAAAUUAACAUUGGUUUAGAUGAUUUCUUGGACAAAUUUCACUUCCCUGAAGUAUAAAUACGAAAUAAUAGUAAUGAUGCAGUAAGUGCUGAGUAUGAUGUCAGCCACACAUCUUAAAGGUAUCUAUCCACACGAGGAGGGUAUCUAUCCAUUAUUCUACAGAUGGGGAAACUGACAUGCAGAAAGGUAAUAUGUAAACUGCUAAGAAAGUAAGUAAAAUUGAAUGUGUGUCUCUUAUUUCCAUUGAUGAUGUAUAAAGAAGGCCUGGACAUGCGUUUCUGGUUUUUUGACUUGAUAUUUAAUUUAGGAAUAUUAGCGCUGACAAGUAUUCAUUUUGCUGGAGGUCCUCAAGGUUGUGUACUGGGAAUUUUUACACCUCAGAGAAAGCAGGAGGAGAGUGCUUAGAUAAUAUGCCAGUGCUCCAGCCUAGUAGCCAUAAAUUGGCUGAUAUUUCAUAUAGGCAUAUAAAUGGUACUCUGCAACCGUUGGGACAAAUCACAUUCCAUUGACCCAAGUCCCAUUAAGCUCAAUGUGGCUCCUUGCGCGAGUAAGGAGAGCAGGAUUUGACUUAUCAAGGACUUUAUUGAAGUAAAUGAAAAUACUCCUGUUGACUUUAAUGGCCUUUGGAUUGGGUCCCCAAGAGGCUAAUACUUCCAACCCUUGCUUACAUAAGUAGUCCUUUUUCAAAUGACUAGUCCCAUUGUUCACGUGAGGGCCAUAGCUAUUUAUGGACAAGUGCAGAGUCCUAUACUUAGGACGGAAGAUUCCCAUGCACCGCCACAGACUAGGGACCAAGUGGGUAGGAAGCAGUUCUGCAGAAAAGGACCUAGGUGUUACAGUGGACGAGAAG
Molecule: messenger RNA, 2812 nt
Organism: Terrapene triunguis (Three-toed box turtle)
Lineage: Eukaryota; Metazoa; Chordata; Testudines; Emydidae
Gene: HAO1
Product: hydroxyacid oxidase 1
Exons: 8
Coding region: 64-1176 (370 amino acids)
Molecular function (GO): FMN binding; oxidoreductase activity
Source: RefSeq, a predicted model, not a curated record